UAUUCAUUUCGAGUUCGCAUCGUUAGCAACGUUCGCAAAAAAAUAAAGUUCGCAAGUUCGCAAAAAAAUUUGGCUUGUAAAUCAAUUUGCGAACUUGCCCAUCUCCAAGGCUAGUAUUUAGUUCGCAAAAUAUUUUUUUUACAAAUACGGACAAUUUUGCAAUGGGAAGUCCAUAAAUCUCUAUUAGUUACCAAAGUUUUGCCCUUUAAAAUUUUUGAAAUUUCAUACAUCAAAUUUUUGCGAACUGUCAUUUGCGAAGUGUCUUCAUUUCGUUGCUUCGCAAAAUUCGCAAUUUCGAAAAAAUUAUGUUGCGAUGCGAACACGCGAACUCGUAAUGAAUACCCUCAUUGUAUAUAUCUUUGAGAAAAUAUCUAAUUUUUAAUUAAUAUUAACAAACCGAAAUAUUUACAUAUGAUCACCGCUACGGGUAGUACAAUUUUCCACCUCAGUAUUGCAACACCCUCGUCCACGAAUUAAUCUUAGAUCUAUUACAAAUUAAAGUUUUGCGUCGUAAUUUAUGUAAACUGCAUAAAACCACUAAAAUAGUAUUAUUAUUGGCUAGUACUUCAUUACCAGUUCCAAACUAAACAUCUUUUCAUAAUUUUCAUCAAUAAAUAAUCCUGACUUUCCGUAGUUUCCAAACCUGACUGGAAACAUAUCCCAAAAAAUAUCCCAAUUCAUGCGUUUGUUAAAGUUUGAGGUCUACAUAAAAUGCCCGAAAUUAUAGCUAAAUAUCAACCCUCCUCAUUAAACGGAUACGUGGAAUUUAAAAUUCCCAACAUUUCACACCCCUCCUUCGGCAAGGCGACGAUUUCUGGGCGCUUUCCUCGCAUCCAGCCGCGCUUCUCUCGUCCCGAAGUUGAUCCCAAAAUCAUUUCCGGUCUCACCACCAAGUUCGCCGAAUUAGUUGCGGAAUGCGGAAUUGGGACGGAUUCCUUCGAGCGGGUCGACGUCCCGACGACCAUUGCGGGCGCCAUACAGUUCACGCUUUAUUGGAACCCCACCAUCACCUGGGACUCGAAAGGGUUCACUUUCUACGUCUGGUUCCUUAUUUUCGGCUACUUUUUUGACGAUGCCUUGGAAGAUGGCUGGUUUGCGGGGAGGCUGAACGUGAAAACGGUGCAGUACGUGCAUGAAACGUAUGAUAAGAUCAUACGGAUGCAGGCGGUGGAAGAGGAAUUACCCGGAUUCGAAGAAUUGCCAGCCUUCCAUGGGAUUUGCAAGGUUUAUGCGAAAAUAAAUUGUACAUAAAGUUUAAAGGGCCGAAUAAUCACAAAAUCAAAUCAGAGGAUUAAAUAAUUAUGUUUUUUCUUGGGACCAUUCAUGCAAUUGCAAAUUCUGCGACAUUUUACUACGCAUGUCUUAGAAACAGGGAGGGAUUAUUUUCUCGAAUUUGCCAGGUUGUAAGGAGGAUGAAUACCAUUAUUGGUUCGCCCCCGGACUAAAGGUAUUGCGGAGAAUGGUUGCUGCCGGUGUGGACUUUGUGGGGGACGACUAUGUCGAAUAUAUUGAACCUUUUGCUUCCGCGUUCCAAGCUUGCUUCCUGAAUGACGAUUGGUUUACCUGUUGCAGAGUGGAUAAAAGGUUCAGCCUCGGAACGUACAGAGCUUGGCGUCAAGGAAACGCUGGUUGCGACGUGUGCCUAGAAUGCCAGAUGUUCGUUUGUGGGAUCCGCGUUUCGCAAAACGUGAGACGACAUCCGGUCUUCAAGAGAAUUAUAACCAUCGCGUUAACCAACGUGGCCUGGGUUAACGACAUUUUCGGCGCGGGCAAGGACUUCUCGUCGGCGGGGAACCAUCCAGAUAAUGAGAUCGUGUUUCGUGUCGUGGAGAAGGGUGAGUCCAUCCAGGACGUCGUCGACAACAUGUGUCUCCUCAUCGAGGAAGAGUUGCACGAUCUGAUUUACAUGAAACAAACUUUAGUCGACAUUUUUGGCGAGGAUGAAAGCAUCCGUUGUUUCCUGGAAAUGGUCGAUGUUCAGAUCGAUGGUCAACUUAUGGUGUAUAUGGAGAACACCCGGUACAAGUGUAAUCGGGGGUAUGUCCGAAUUUUCAGGGAUGCUGAUGAAAAAGGGAAGAUUGAAACAGUGCCUUCGGGCUAGAAUCAUGAUAUACUUAAAAAUUGUUAAUGCGUUUUCUUUAAAAUCACCAAUUCUGUAUGUUUAAUCACAUUUAUUAAUAGUUUCCAUAUCAAUUUUGGAAAUACUAGCAUAAUAAAUACACACUUUAUUCUAUUCUCAUAACUAGAAUGGGGAACAUCAAAUGGAGAAUCUGCUUGUAGGUUGAGACUACAAAUAUUGUUGCGUCUCGACAUGCGGCCAGCUCCCCAGAAGCUGGAUAAUACCUGCGACGUGCCAUUUUCCAAAUAUCUGCGGCGUCACUGAUAUCCCUUUGGUGACGAGCCUCCAUCCUGAUUGUCCCUUCAAGAUAGAACGCUCCGAUUUGAAAAAUGUCAGCCACAGGACCGUUCGACCGCAUUUAACGAGAGCAAGCUCAAGAUCCCACUGGUUGCUAAUCAAUAUUGUGUCUGUCCUUUCAAGAUCUGGGUAUGGCAUGUGCCAUGGAUCAACCAAAUCCAAUAAUUUCAGAACGUCCACCGCAUCCGGAGAAAUGAUUUUAUCUUCCGAUUUUAAUUCGAUUUUCGAGUUCAAUUUGUCGUCUAGUACUGAGGAUGAGAUAAAGUUGCUACUUGCCAGACCCGAUUUGUCUAAUAUGUUGACUUCCAACGAAUAUGGAAGCAAUACGAACUCUUGGUUUGUGUCAAAUUUUCGGAUAGAUAUAUUUCGUAAGGCUUCUAAAGUCAAAUGCGAAUUGUUAAAUAAGUAUUUCAGAUUUUUGUCGAAAUGAAAAUCAAAUUGGAACGCAAGAAUAUAGCCUACAAAGUCUUGAAAGUAUUCACUGACAAUGGAACAUCAAAUACUGUCGCAUCUCGAUUUCCUUAGGAAUACCCUUAAUCGACAGAUAAUUUAGUGAAACUAAAACUUUGUCAUAGAACAUGCGGUGCA
Folsomia candida is the source of this 3004-nucleotide messenger RNA. Its product is annotated as (3S,6E)-nerolidol synthase-like. Bases 1460 to 2101 code for a protein of 213 amino acids. The transcript has 6 exons. NCBI's taxonomy places the organism in Eukaryota, Metazoa, Arthropoda, Collembola, Entomobryomorpha, Isotomidae. The record is from RefSeq and is a predicted model, not a curated record.